Messenger RNA from Melitaea cinxia (Glanville fritillary), 4339 nucleotides. RefSeq names its product chaoptin (gene chp). NCBI's taxonomy places the organism in Eukaryota, Metazoa, Arthropoda, Insecta, Lepidoptera, Nymphalidae. The coding region runs from base 62 to 4048 and encodes 1328 amino acids. Gene Ontology annotation, cellular component: extracellular matrix. The transcript has 25 exons. Gene Ontology annotation, molecular function: protein binding. The record is from RefSeq and is a predicted model, not a curated record.
AGGAUGCUGACCGACUGAGCCGAAUGCUGUUUUAUGGGGUAGAGCACUUACAGCCGCAGUCAUGAGUUUGAUGGCGAUAGUCAAGUUUGGGUACACCAUCGUCAUUGUGACAUUUCUGUUAAUGAUAUGGGCGUCCUUAGCGAGGGCGUUAGAAUUACACGUAGACACUGGUCACCCACCGUGUCUAUUUCAAGCACUAUGUACCUGUUCGAAGCCAGCUGGUGACCUCGGGAUAGUCACCUGCAAACAUGUUCCCAUACUCAGGGUACCUGCCGCAGUCAACAGUUCGAAAGUGUUUACUCUUCAGCUCACAGGAAACAAGAUCAGAGAUCUUGAACCACAUUUCUUUCAAGCGACGGGUAUGUACAGGCUGGCUAUAAACCAGAAUCCGCUAGAGAGUAUCCAAGAUGAGGCAUUUUAUGGACUAGACAAUACUCUCUGGGAGUUGGAGCUGAAACACGACAGGCUUACCUCUGUGCCGAGUCGAGCGCUGAGGUACCUUCAAAAAUUGCGACUCCUUGAUUUAACAGGAAACGAAAUAACAGAUAUAACGGGAGACAAUUGGCUGGGCUUAGAGAAUUCAUUGCAGACAUUAGUCUUAGCUGACAAUUCAAUAUCCACUCUUCCUCUUGAUGCGUUUUCCGGACUACUAGUUCUUGAAACAUUAGAUUUACAUGGAAACCAUUUAUCUGUAAUCGACAGUGGAGUCUUCAGAGAUGGUAUGAGCAGACUAAGUAAGCUUCUCCUUGGAGAUAAUCAGCUCACACUGAUUCCUUACGAAGAGCUGUCUCCACUGCGUCAGCUUCGAUACUUGGAUCUUUCGAAAAAUCUCAUCAAGCAGGUUCCACCCGCUCAUGACCUGACUGGCGUGAAGCUAUCUCUGGACUAUCUUAAAUUGGAUCAAAAUAACAUAAAAAUCCUGAUGCCCGGUUCAUUCAAAUACUUUAACAUUCUAAAUACGACAACGCUUAAUGGAAACCCAAUUUUUACUAUAAGGGAGGAUGCAUUCCGAAACGCUAAGAUAAAAACUUUAUCUCUUCGCGACUGCGGUGUUACGGAACUGUCUCCAGCAUCCUUCGCUGGACUUGAAAAUUGUCUGCAGAGCUUAGAUCUGUCUGAGAACAAUCUGACCAUGAUAUCGAAAUUCAUGUUGAACAAGUUAGAUUCGUUGCGUUUCUUGAAUCUGAGAGAGAAUAAAGUCGAUACAAAUUUACUAGCAACGAACAAUCCUUCAGAAUACUCAACGCCAUCUGGUAACAACUUCCAAUACAAAUUGUUCUAUUUGGACAUUAGCGGUUCUUCGUCUCUUGAAAUGAGCUUGCAAGAUGUCAGAAGGAUGCGUUCUCUUCGUUACUUAGCUGUGAGCAAAUUGAUCAAGCGAAGUGUAAUCGCUGAAGAUUUUCUUGAUUUCGGCGUUGAUUUGGAAGAAUUGAGAAUUAUAGGUAGCACGAUUAAUCGAAUCGAAGGAAGCGCGUUUCAACACGUUCGGACGAUAAAAACUUUGGAUCUAUCUGAAAAUAAUAUAGAUUUCAUUGAUCCUUUUGCAUUCGCUGAGCUACAUAGCCUAACAAGCCUAAAAAUGGCCAAUGGUUUAGCAGAUUCGGUAAAAAUACUGCCAUUUGAACCGUUAAAGGCUCUUAUUGAGUUGCAACAUUUGGAUUUAAGUAACAACAAGUUGAAAAACGUACCAGACACCUCAUUCCACUUUAUGUAUAAAUUGAAGACGCUCAAUUUACAAGACAACUUGAUUGACCAAUUUUCGAAAGGAACUUUACAGAGUGAUAUCCACAAAGAACUAGAAAGCGUAUGUUUGUCGUUGAAUCAAAUGCAAAGGAUCGAUCAACACACAUUUGUCAAUUUGAAAGAGAUACAGGAGAUUCUCAUCGAAGACAAUUUGAUAGAAACUGUGUACAGAAGAUCAUUCACAAGCUUAGAUAAUCUGAAAGUAAUCAAAUUGAGGGGAAACAUUAUUACUGAAAUAAGCGAGGAAGCUUUCCAAAACUUACCAGCACUUAAAGAGUUAGAUAUAUCCUUCAACCAAAUGGAAACCUUUAAAUUUUCAAUAUUCGACCAAGUGGGAUCUGCUACUGCUUUGAAAGUAAAUGUAUCAUACAACAGAAUAAUUUCGCUGACUGAUUCGAAUGCUCCAAGUUUCUUUACAUCAAACUUCUAUCCACCACCUAAAGCGCAAAGUCUUGGAUCUGUAUCAGUGAAUAUACGAGUUUUGGAUUUCUCUCACAACAAUAUUUCCUACAUUGCACCAUAUUAUUUUAGACAUGCCGACUUGACAAUAUCAGAGCUAUAUCUUUCCCACAAUAUGAUAAGAAACGUAACGCGAGAAGUUUUCGGUUCGAUGCUGAUGCUGCAGUACUUGGAUCUGUCUCACAAUCAAAUAUUUCACAUGGAGUAUGAUUGCUUUAAAAAAGUGAAAAACUUACAGAUAAUAGACCUGUCCCAUAACCACCUGGUUGAGCUGCCGGUGGAGGUGUUCCACGAUAUGCAGGCGCUCACCGCCGUCGACCUCUCCGACAACAACCUCAAGAACCUGGCCGACAACCUAAUCAUAUCACCCGCUUUGGAAAGGCUAGAUUUAUCAGAUAACGAUCUAUCAAGAAUACCAACAAACAGUUUAUCGCCAGCUGCAGCUAUCAAUCUCGUCGAACUUGACCUGAGUGGAAACACUAUACCCGCGGUCGCCAUCGCAGACUUAGUUCAACGAUUCAGACACGAACCGAGCGAGUACUGGUUGGAGGAGCCCGACUACAGCGAGGAGUACAUGUACCACACCGCUAGGCGCGACCACCCGCGCGUGCUGCACCGCAAGAUACAGUACCCGCAGAAUGUGUUGUUUAAGUCGCUUGCCUGGUUGGACCUUUCCGACAACCAUUUGGUUAGAGUUGAAAGCGGUUCUUUCACGGCCUUGCCAAAGUUGCUUUGGUUGGAUUUGAGUAUGAACACACCGUUCAACAGCGGUGAACGUGAUAGUAGUAUCUUUAAAGGCUUAGAAAGGAGAUUAUCGCAUUUGGGGCUAAGAAAUGUCAGCCUAACUUCUGUGCCAUCAAUGCCAAUGCCGAAGCUAAAGAGUCUGGAUUUGUCUUACAACAAUCUUCCAUCAGUGCCUACGGACAUAACAGCAAAUUUGACGCGUCUUCGAUCUUUAGAUCUUUCCUACAAUGAUUUAACUAAUGUGCCAGUAGCAACUCACUCGUUAAGUGAUCUCCGUUGGCUAUCUUUAUCUGGAAAUCCUAUAUCAGCUCUUAUGAACACUAGUAUGUAUGGAGUUUCACCACGCCUUGAAUAUCUUGACGUCACUCAUCUAAAAUUAAGUAUAUUAGAGCAUGGAGCUUUCAGUAAGAUGUAUGGUUUACGAACACUCAAAUUAUCAGUAAAUGGGAAUGUUAGGGAUUUCAAUAUUCCAAAAAUUCUUACACACAAUGAUGCUCUUGAAAAUCUUUUUUUGCAAGUAGACAGUGGUCAAGUCGAUCUGAGCAAGGAAAUGCAGGGACUUUUGCCUUCCAAAUUAAAUAAUAUCACUAUAACGGGAAGGGCACUAAAAUUCCUAUCACAGAACAUUCUACAGGGUGUAACAUCACAAACACUCAAACUAACAAUCUACAAUACAAGCAUCGAAGAAAUAGAAAGCGAAGUAUUCUGGAGACCAGGACGGAUCAAGAACCUGACUCUAGACCUCAGGAACAACAGAAUCGCGAGAGUACCAAAUCCAGGCAAACACGAAUGGCCGGGCGUCCCCAACUCUCUUUUCCUACACGAUAUUUAUGUUGCCGAAAAUCCUUUGUAUUGUGACUGUCGUAUUGGGUGGGUACAAGCUUGGGAUAGAAAAAGAAGACAGUAUCUUUGCGAUGAUCCGUCAAAUUGUAUCGCAACGAGAGAUGAUGUCCGUUUUGCAAAAUGUCCUUCUCAUUACAACCGGACAUUCAGUGAUGUAAUAGCAAAGGACUUAGACUGUGCCUGGAGCCGGGGAUUUCUCAGAUCACCAAAUCUCUACAUAAUUAUAGCAAUGACGAUCCUGACAUACUUUUACAUUUGAGGUUUAUUUUGGGUCCUUGGUAUAUCCGAAGAAUUCUACAAAGUUAUGGAAAUGGUCUACAACACGAAAUAGCCUGAAAAGGUUAUCGACCCUAGUCAAAACUAUUUUAAAGUACCUGCAAAGUGGCCUACUGUUUCCGAUAAAAAAUACCAAAACCUUUUUAGUGCCGUGAUUUCGGAAAUUAUCUGAGACAUAGUGGAUUGGGAUAGAGGAAUAAGACGUUUUACGAUUGCUUAAAAUGUAAAUCAAGUGAAGCCUAUAAAAUAAAUGUGAUUUAUCGAUAAAUCAGAA